AUGAGAGACUACCACGAUCUCUACUUGGAGACUGACGUUCUUCUGCUGGCUGAUGUGUUUGAGAACUUCAGGAGAACAUGUCUGGAAAGUUACAAACUUGACCCCGCACAUUACGUGUCAGCACCUAGUCUGAGUUGGGACGCUUUCCUGAAAAAGUCAGGUGAAGAAAUAGAACUCGUAAGUGAUAUGGAUAUGUUCCAGUUCUUCGAGAAGGGUAUGAGAGGUGGUAUAAGUUAUAUUGCUCAUAGACAUUCCACAGCUAAUAAUAAGUACAUGGAGACGUACGAUGAGUCGUCUGAGAACAAGUACUUAAUGUACCUCGAUGCUAAUAACUUAUAUGGCUGGGCAAUGUCACAACCACUACCUAACGGAGAGUUUGAAUGGGUUGAAAAUGUUGACGACAUAAAUAUAGAUGAUUACCUGGAGGACAGCAAUAGGGGCAUGGUCCUAGAG
Messenger RNA from Paramuricea clavata, 453 nucleotides. The record is from the annotation of a GenBank genome assembly. Lineage: Eukaryota; Metazoa; Cnidaria; Anthozoa; Malacalcyonacea; Plexauridae.